This is a messenger RNA of Ilex paraguariensis (yerba mate), 957 nucleotides long. Lineage: Eukaryota; Viridiplantae; Streptophyta; Magnoliopsida; Aquifoliales; Aquifoliaceae. The record is from the annotation of a GenBank genome assembly.
AUGUUGAUUGAGAGCAAUCACAAUCUUCUUAAAUCUCCUUCAACUCCAACCCAACAACUUUUUGCCAAGUCUACAAGUUUCAUCUUAGUAAACCUUAUUCUAUGCUUGUCCGAAAAAUUAUACUUGGGGAAAGAUUGUUUUAUCUGCAAGCAAGGUGGUCACCGUGCAAACGAUUGCCCAGAUAAACUCAAAGGGGGAUCUCAGGGUUCUAGAAUGUGCUUAAAUUGUGGAGAUUCUGGGCAUGACAUGUUUUCAUGCAGAAAUGAUUAUUGCUCUGAUGAUCUCAAGGAAAUACAGUGUUACAUUUGCAAGAGUUUUGGCCAUCUAUGUUGUGCCAACAUCAUAGACACUAGUCCAAAGGAAGUUUCGUGUUACAGAUGCGGUCAGUUAGGCCAUACUGGUUUGUCAUGCAUGGGAUCACGUGGGGAGACCACUGAUGUGGGGUCACUUAGUUCAUGCUACAGGUGUGGCGAGGAAGGACACUUUGCACGUGAAUGUUCAGCUAAGGUUAGUAAAAGGACUCGUGAAUUAUCAACGCCCAGGCAGAAAUUUCCCAAAGAGAACAGAGAUUAUUUAGAAAUCAGGUCCGUGCCUCACGAUCUCGGUAAGCCUCGGAAAAAGAGGAAAAACCAAUAUGUAGAAGGGGGAUUCACUAGGUCAGGUAAAGGAAAACAAAGGGGGGGUUGGAUCACUGAAGACCCUGGAGACAUUCACCACUAUGAAGCCAAAGCGAAUGGUUGGAGAUCUCCUGUAACACCAACUAAUAAGAACUCUAAAAUUUCCAAUUUCAUUGCCAGUGGCCAUGCUUCAAAUUCUCGUGCUUCUUGGAAAACUCGAAAGCUGCAUUUCGAAAAUUCAGCUUCAAAUGGAUCAGCUAAAUUUUAUGAGCACAGGUUUUCAGCAUCAAGGUUUGGCAACUCUAGUAGUGACGGGAUGAGAAGAAACUAUGAUAGGUAG